AUGCUGGUAUCUUCGCUUUUCUGGGCUUGCGUCAUACCCGGCGUCCUCGGCGCGUCGUGGAUUGCGCCGGGCGCCGUCUGGUAUGAUACGGACGGGAACAAGAUCGAUGCCCACGGUGGCGGCGUCGUGAAACGCGGCGACACCUUCUACUGGGUUGGCCACGCCGUUGCUAAUCAAACGCCGAUACUAUACUCUUCCGCGGACCUCGUCAACUGGAAGAAUCUCGGGCAGCAAGCCAGCUCUGUAUCUGGCAUGUGGCGACCCAAGAUAGCGAAGCCGAACGGGUCAUUUUGGUUGUUUGGCCAGCAGGAUCGCUAUGUCCUCUCCUUAAAAUCGUCGGCGUUCAUCGGAGGGUACGGCCAAUCGGCCAAAGUCCAUAUACCACCUGAUGAUUACUCGUAUUCGGACACCGGAAUGUUCCACGAUGAAGCUACAGACACCUGGUUUCUCCUGACCAGCGCCGACCACAACAUCGUCCAAGUCAACCGGAUCAACAAGGACGGCGCGCUAGGCGACAAGGUUUCGGACCUGAGGGCCGGAGCGUACGAGGCCCCCGGUAUCGUCAAGGUCGAUGGCGUCUACUUCCUGAUCGUCUCGGGCAAGACCGGCUGGCGCGCAAAUCCGAACAAGGUCUUCUGGGCCACUUCGAUAAACGGGCCUUGGACCGGAGGGUCCGACAUCGCGCCAGAAGACCAGAAGACCUACGGGUCGCAGAACACGUUCGAGCUGACGGUCAAGGGCUCACAAAAGACUACGUACAUCUAUAUGGGCGACGCUUGGGACUCCAAAGGAGGUGACGGCUCAAACUACGUGUGGCUGCCUAUGAAUAUUGACGUCGGUUCGCGCUCGGUAACCCUCGAUUACCAUUCGAUGUGGAAAGUUGAUCCCAAUACCGGCGUGGUUUCUUACCCGACCACGCAGAAGCGCUACGAGGCCGAACACGCGGUCUUGUCGGGCAGAACAGUGGUGAGAGAUUGUAACACCUGCGCUAGCAAGCGCUCCGUACACGGAGUGGGCGACGCGAGCGAAGUAACCUUCCGUAAUGUCACCGGCACCGGAUCUCGCCAGUGGCUCUCGUUCCACUACCGAGUCAACAACCCGGAGGCGGGCGAGGCUCACAUAUUCGUGAAUGACGGGCCGGCUAUUAAUAUCUCGAGCCUCAACUCCCGCGCCGGGUAUCACGCGUCGACUCCGCUUCAGCUCACCUUGAAGGCCGGCGACGUCAAUACCAUCACCUUUGGAGCCACGGGAAGCGAGGAUUUCGAUGUCUCCGUAGAUGGUAUCGAGCUCUUUGAUGAAGAAUAG
This is a messenger RNA of Durotheca rogersii, 1305 nucleotides long. Its product is annotated as carbohydrate-binding module family 35 protein. The transcript is spliced from 10 exons. NCBI's taxonomy places the organism in Eukaryota, Fungi, Ascomycota, Sordariomycetes, Xylariales, Xylariaceae. Gene Ontology annotation, molecular function: hydrolase activity, hydrolyzing O-glycosyl compounds. Bases 1 to 1305 code for a protein of 434 amino acids. Gene Ontology annotation, biological process: carbohydrate metabolic process. The record is from RefSeq and is a predicted model, not a curated record.